GCCGCCGCCGCAGCCGCGUAUCGCGUCGCCCGCAGCCCGUGCUCCGCUGCUGCUUACUAUAUACCCGUAUCGUUUACAAUUUGGAGUGCCAAGUGUGUUGUAGUAGUAGUAGUGCCGUUGUGCUGGGUGCUGUGUGUACAUAAUAAUACGCCGACUCCGAGUCGCGUAUAUUUAAGCAGUGCGUGCGUGCGUGCGUGCGUGUGUUUUUUCGUGCGUGCAUCGAUAAUAAGAUGGCGACUUGUUUCAAAAGGUCGUCGUCGAGCGACAACAGAAGCAACAACAAGUCGUCGUCGUCCUCCUCGUCGACCAGCACCGCCACGAGCAGCAAAAUUGCAUCAGCAAUCCAUCAGCAGCAUCAAGCCGCUGGCGAUGCGGAAGCAGCGGCCGUCGCUGCGGCCGCCUACGCAGCGGCCACCAACGAGGCCCGUCUCGUCGUCGAGCUCGUCUGUCCCGUGUGCCAGGGUCUGCUGCGCGAGCCGGUCAGUCUGCCCUGCGGCCACAAUCUCUGUCUGGCCUGUCUCAGGGCCAGCGUCGAGCACAGCAGCCUGAACUGUCCGCUGUGCAGGCAGCGCCUCGGCUCCUGGUUCCGCUCCACCACCAAGUCCAGCGACACGAACCUCGUCAAUCACGACCUGUGGCGGCUGAUACGCGACACCUAUCCGCCCGCCGUCGUCGAUCCGCACGACCUCGUGCAUCAUCGCAAUCAUCUUCCCCAGGUGGUGGAUCAUCAUCGUCAUCGUCAACAUCUGCACCGCGUGAUUCCGUCUGUGCCUGAUCUUAAAUCAAAAAAAAUCAGUGCAUCUGGUGAAAUUAGAAAGGAAUAUGAAGUCAAACUUCAGCAGGCCAAAGAGCGAAUGAGACAGCAGGAUGAAAUUGAACGUUUGGCUAGCGAGGCACUUAUGCGACAGAUAUACAACGAAGAAGAACAGAAAAAAUUACUUCAACUUGCUAAAGAUCAACUUUUAGCGAGAACACUAGCAAAUGAAGACAUGUACGAAAGAAAGAGGCCAGAAAGGACUGCAAAAACAAUAGCUAUAGCAAAUGUUGAGCAGUCCAAAUCAAAUGUCGGUCAAAGAAAUUCAACCAGUAAUCAUAAAAUGUCGCUGAAAGCUUUUGAUAUAAAGAAUAAAUGUGUCCCUCUCAGUGUUAAGACUAAUAAACUUUUGUCAAGUGUAAAAACAGUCAAAACCCAAAAAGAACCAGUGCCAAUUCAAAAUGUUGUUACCAGAGUUGUAACUCAUCAAUCUCGUGUUAACCAACCAAUUAACCAAUUAAGCUGUCCAACUGUGGGAGAAUUUAUCAACUCCUCCAAAAUAUACGGACUUCAAAGUAAAGAAGAAUUACAAGUACCAAAUGACAUAAUUAACUCUAAAAAGAAAAAAUUAGGAGUUGAAAUUGUUACAACAGAAGAAAGUAAAGAAAGGAUAGGUAGUGCUGAAAGUGCUGGAAGUCAUGAUAGUAUAAACCAAGAAAUUCAUCAUUUCAAACCAAUAAGAGCGUUGCCUCGCACACCAUUAAAACAUGCGUCUGAUGGACGUCAAAUCGAGCCAAAGUUGAUAAGAGUUAUACCUAUCACAAAACGAAAAUCUUCGGCUGUUCCAAAACCUCCAAUGCUUAACAGACAAAAAAAAGGACUUGGAUGUUCUUGGAGUGCUUUUACACGUGUGACAAAGGAACAGGUGCUAUUGUCCAAUGAAUUACAGAUUGGACAGCAAACAAAUAGUAAACUCGAAAUCAAAAAGACUGAUAAAGUACGCAGUGGACCGAGAUCGAGUAAAACUUUGCAAGAACUAGACGUUGCAGGCUUCGAUAGUAAUAACAAAUACUAUUCUAACAGAAACGGCAACCGAAUAGUCAACGGUACAAAAGUCAGCAAAAAAUUAAAUCUUGACGAUCCAGAAUCAUUACUUGUUAAUAAAGUGAAGGCUAACAGUAGAAAACAACCAAAUAGAGUGAAAAACGGGUUGACUACGAACAACAAAAACCAAGAUAAAGAAAUUGAGAUCAUAGACGUCGAAGAUAUGGAUUCUGAAUCUGAUACAGGUAAUCAAAACCAGGAAGUUCCGGAAGAGCCUCCUAGAGCUGAUGGGUAUGUAGAAAGAAAUCCUCGCCCUAUAGAAGAUCCUGCCAUAGAAAAUAUCGCUGACAGAAUAAAGAGAAGACAAAAUCAAAGAACUGUCAGUAACACUGAAAACUUGUCAUGUCAGGCAAUUGUUAAGAAGAAAAAAGCAUCUAAACCCAAGGCAAAAAAAAGCCAACCAAGUAGUUCGACUGAAAAGUCAGAAGCACCUAGAAAAAGAGGAAGGGCACCGUCGAAGAAUGGAAAAAAAAUUAAACCGACAACAAAAUCCACGCAAGUAAAAGUUUCAUCGGAAACCGUCGUCAAUAGUUACAUCGGUAAAAGAAUCUUCGCGAACAAACAAUCCCUUCUGGGAGAUGAUACUUCUUCUGAAUCCGAUUACCCUUCCACGGUAAAUAUUAGAGCUCGGCAAUCUUCAGCAAAUUCGUAUGCUAAUUCUUCAUCUGGUCCUUCACGCUUAUCUUCGACGCCGAAGAUAUCAUCCAAAAAAACACGGAAAACAAAGCCUGUUAAACGAAAACAGUCGAAGCCAAAGCCUUCAAAACGAAAAGAGGCGAAUCCCGAGGAAAAUUCGGAAAGACCAAGUACCGACGAAAUAAAGUCCGCUAAACGAGGUAGGCCUCCAAAACGGAAAGCGCCGAGUUCUGAGGAAAAUUUGGAAAGCCCAAGUAUUGACGAAAAUAAGGUCGCUAAACGAGCUAAGCCUUCAAAAAAGAAGGAGCUAAAUUCCGAAGAAAAUUCGGAAAGUCCAAGCCCCGUCGUAAAAAAGGCCGCUAAACAACCUAGACCUUCAAAACGAAAAGCACCUAGCCCCAAGGUAAAAUCGAAGAUUCCAAGUCCAGUGGAAGAAGUUAUUUUAAAAGACGAAGCUGAGCGUGAAAAAUUUGAUAGAGAAUUAGCAAUACAACUACAAAGUGCGUAUGAUUCUAUGGAAAGAGUGGCAAGGAGAACGAGACGUGGUGAGGCAGCCGCUGAGGCUAAAAUACUCAAAUCGACAACAUCGACGUCCAGUAAAAAAGCCAAGUAGGGAAGGGUUAAAGUCAGGAUUAAAAUGAAGAUAUUUAGGGCUCAAAGUGGUGCUAUGCGUGCUGUUGUGAUAUUGUGAAUCGGCGAUUGGCCUUUCUCGAAUAAGAUAAUAUUAAGUUCUACACGUAAAAAAAUAUAAGUCUAUAUUUAUUUUAUUUAAACUAUUGUCAAUGAAAUAGCCGCUUUAUUUAAGUUAAUUUUAUUGGUUGUGAUCUCAUGAAUUAGAUAUUAAGAUACUGCGCGAAAUUCAUGAACGGCAAACCGUAAGAAUCUUGUGAUUUUACGUCGACAUAAAAACUUUGCAUAAAAAUUAUUCGAAUUAUAUCGACUCUGUGUCAGAUUUGGAAUGAGUAUUUUCUAAUAUUAAAUACCCAAUCCAAAUUCCAUGUCACAAAAUUUGUAAAUUUACCUACAAAUAAAAUUAAUUUUCAUGCAAAGAACGUAUUAUUUACCAUCUUAAAAUAAGGGCCAAUCAACGGUGACCACUUAUCGCACGUUAGAGAAGCUUACCUCAGAACGAAAGUCAUCAAUUAUUCAUAAAUCAGAAUCUUCUUAUACUUUAUAAAUAUAAAAUCACUUUUUUAUAUUAUUAUUAUUGCAAGUUUGCAAUGUAUUAUUCAGACAGAUUGUUCCUAAUUCAUAUCUCUUUGAAUUAAGAGAUAAUUUUUAUUUUGAUUUGUGAACCAGAUCAUGUCCUACAACUAAUUUUUCUUAACAUAAACAACCAUUUUGGCUUACCAGUCAUUUAUAAUGAAUAAGCAAUUUAAUAAUUGAUGAACUUAUUUUGAUUGAUUAAUUUUACAGUUUAUUUAUCAGAGUCACGUAGUUUUGACUGUUUGACAACUAACUUGCUCGUAUUUAAUAUUUUAUUUUUUUUACAGUUGAAUUAUUGGAUUAUAUCGAAUCAUUCAAUAUUUACAUUUAUAUCUUAGAUCAAUUUAAACUAUUUCGUUAGUUUUUUUUCGAAAUUGGUUGCGUGCUUAUUUUAACUACUACUAAUGUAUCAUAAAUUACUUUUUUGAUUUAUUCAAACGAUCCCAUACAUUUAAUAGAAGAUGGUAAAUGUAUCUAUCCAAUACAGCAAAGAUAAUUCAGUCGUCAAAGUCCUAUAUCUGAACGAUCAAUUGAGAAUUCUGAUCAGUACUUCUGAAGUGAAUGAUUUUUGAAAUAGUGUCGCCUUGCAAAACAUCAAAUUCAAAUAAUUUAAUUGCUUAUAUCAACGACAAAGUCCGCGUUCUAUGUGAGAAAAACUAUUCUCAAUGUAUAACUUCAGGAAUCAAUUUAUUUAUGAUAAUUUUUAUAAAAUUUUUCUUUCAAGACGAUAAAAUUUUAACAGUUACGAAAAAAUGCCAUAUAUGUUGUACGUCCAAUUGUAAUGAGUGCACAAUCACUGAUGAGUAUUUUCAUUUGAGAGGUUCAGGAGUUUGUCCUAAACUCAGUGUCAGUCAUCGAGAUAAAGAUAAUUGUACAUAAUUAUUGAAUUCUCUAAAGAAACAAAAUAAAUGUAUUUUUAUAGCGUGCGAUUUUUAAGAUAUUUUAGCAUAAGUAUGAUUAAAAAUAGUCCUAUUUAUUAUUUACAUAAUUCUAUAUUUUUAAUUGAUUACAAGGAAAUAGAGAUUAGCUGCUUUGUAUUAUAUAGUUUAAAAGCUAAAUUCAAACUAAUCAAAUAUUAUAUGACUUUAUGAGUGUGGAUUUAUUGUUAAGUGACUCACAGAAAUCUUUAUCAAGUAAAUAGUUAUCAAUUGUAUAAUUAUGGACAAACCUCUCAUGAUUUUACGUUAAAAACACUUAACUCACUGGUAACGCCCAAUUAAUUAAUUGAUUAAAUAAAUCCUUCUACAAUUUAUUUUAAAACUAAAAAGAGCAAAGAAUUACACAAAUAUGAAGAUUGAAAUAAAUUGUAAAGUAUGAAAUUCUGUUUUGAUUCUUUGCUCGAAAAUACUGUUAAAUAUUGUACAUUUAAAUUUUUAGAUGUAAAUGAAAAAUAUUUAAAAAAGAAUUAUGUAGUUAGUAAAAAAAUGAAGUGAUCAUGACGAUCGACCCAUAUUGUAAAUUAAUUGCUCAUUUUUAAAAUGCGUGUUUAUUCUGACAUCACUUGAAAAGAAAUUAAAUUGUAUUACAUUUUUAUGUAAAUUUGAUGGAAUAUAAAUAAGUGAGCUUUAAGUUUUCUUCCAGUGAAAAAUGAAAAUAGAGACUAUAGAGAGAAAAUAUUGAAAUUAUUUAUGUAAAGAUGAAAUAAUGCACAUAAUGUGUUACUUUUAACACAGUUGUAAAAAUUUUUAUAAAAUGAUCGAAAUGAUAUUUUUUUUCCACAUACAAAUGUAAAUUUUUUGUUAAAUAUAACAUAAACAAUAACAGAAGUAAAUAAGAAACACACCUGAAUUGUCUUUAUGUAAUGAAAAUGAAUUAUACUUCAUAGCAUGAAGUUGAGUUGUAAAUAAAAAUUUUUUUAUAUACGACAAAUCCGUAUCGCUGAUUGUAUAUUAAGUUUAAGAUACACUGUAAAAAAAGCUAUGAUUUCAAGUCCGAUGACUUGAAUAAUUUCAUCGUAGAAAGAUUUAAUUUUAUAAAUAAAUAUAGUGUAUAGAUAUAAAAAAAAAACAUAACAAUCGACAAAUCGUUGUUGAAAGCCAGUUAAGAAGCAGAAAAUCAAUAAAUUAUCUGCACCAUAUCUAUUGAAAAAAA
Molecule: messenger RNA, 5791 nt
Organism: Trichogramma pretiosum
Lineage: Eukaryota; Metazoa; Arthropoda; Insecta; Hymenoptera; Trichogrammatidae
Product: E3 ubiquitin-protein ligase RNF168-like
Exons: 6
Coding region: 231-3107 (958 amino acids)
Biological process (GO): double-strand break repair
Cellular component (GO): nucleus; site of double-strand break
Molecular function (GO): nucleosome binding; metal ion binding; ubiquitin-protein transferase activity
Source: RefSeq, a predicted model, not a curated record